Messenger RNA from Hypanus sabinus (Atlantic stingray), 6947 nucleotides. It is a transcript of the gene ero1b, whose product is annotated as endoplasmic reticulum oxidoreductase 1 beta. Gene Ontology annotation, cellular component: endoplasmic reticulum membrane; endoplasmic reticulum. The record is from RefSeq and is a predicted model, not a curated record. Bases 1233 to 2657 code for a protein of 474 amino acids. The transcript has 16 exons. Gene Ontology annotation, molecular function: FAD binding; thiol oxidase activity; protein-disulfide reductase activity. Gene Ontology annotation, biological process: protein folding in endoplasmic reticulum. NCBI's taxonomy places the organism in Eukaryota, Metazoa, Chordata, Chondrichthyes, Myliobatiformes, Dasyatidae.
GUCAAAGGCUUAUGUAUAGGUAUUCUAUAUAUAAUUCCAUUGUAUUUCUUUAUUUUCUUGUAAAUGCCUGCAAGGAAAUGAACGUCAAUGUAUAUAAUUACAUACACUUACUUUGGUAAUAAUUUUACUUCUACUUUGAAAGUAUUUUGUCUAUUAAGAAACAAUACCUUUCAUACUAGCAAGGCCAUUUCGUCUUAAAUCGGCUUUGUUUCCCACGUGAACAAUUACCGUUUCCUAAUGCUCAUAUUAUCGCUCAAGGCUUUACAUAUGGGUAUAGUUACCUUCACUAACGUUGUUGGUCUGCUAGGACAUCGAGAUGUCCGUAGGACUGCUGCGGACUGAAACGGAAUGGGAUUCCAACAGGAAGUCGGAACACAAUCAAGUAUUUCCGUGUACCACAUUUGCAGUCUGGAGUUUAUAUUUAGGUGCGGUGUGACCUCUACAAACGGGCUUCCCGACAACGGCUGUUAUUGUUUGACGCUUCUGUUACCAACCCCUUUUCCAAUUGAUGCUUAUGCGUCAGUUUCGGAAUGCCGAAAAGCGAGGAAGAGGUCUAGCGGUUCCAUGUGUGACUGAUUUGUAUUGGAUUCGGAGUAACAAUCAUUUCACAAACAAGAAAAAAAUCUGCAGAUUCUGGAAUUCCGAGCAACACACACAAAAUGCUGGAAGAACUCAGCAAGCCAGGCAACGUCUAGGUAAAGAGUACAGUCAACGUUUGGGGUCGAACCCCAUGAUGUUUCGGGCAUUUUGUGUGUGUAACAAUCAUUUCGUUUACUUUUACGCUAGUGUACAGAAGAGUGACAAUAAAUAAUAUUGAAUUUAUAUGGAAAAAUAUUCUAUAUGAGCGAUAGUUGUACCUGUUUUCUAUAGGAAAUCAAUAAAUAAAAAAAGGUAAAAUAUAUGCACAGUACGUGGCAAUUCUGCACCAUGAGCCGCGCGGAAUCCUCCUGUACGUGGUGAUACAGUGAUCCCGCAGGAAGACCGUGAAGCUCCAGUGAGGAGUAUGCCAGGAGGAGGUGUAAAAGAUCCAGCCUGCGCUGUAACGAUGGUCACAAGCAUCACACCCUCCACCUCCGUCAGCCUGUCAGCUACUGGGUCCGAGAGCUUGUUUCUUUACCAACUUCCUCUUCCGGUUGCUGCCCGCGACUCGGAGAUAAAGAGACGUGAAGAGCAGACCGGGGCUGCGCUGGUGGAAAGUAGCCCAGGAGGAGACGAGGCUGGGACCGGAGGCGAUGAAGGGCGGAGCAGCUCUGCUUUCCGUGCUGCUCUUCCUGGGCAGGGCCGCGGGCGGCGGCGCUGGCUCCAACGGCACGCCCGCCGGCAGGAGUUGGGCCCCAGAGCCGGAGAGCGAGGACUGUUUCUGUCAUUUGACAGGUGUUUUGGACGAUUGCUUCUGCGACAUUGAAAGUAUCGAUGACUUCAACAGUUACAAGAUUUUUCCUAAAUUACAGAAAUUGCAAGAAAGAGACUACUUCAGAUAUUACAAAGUAAAUUUAAAGCGACCCUGUCCUUUCUGGUUAAAUGAUGGGCACUGUUCGAUUAAGGACUGCCAUGUAAAGCCUUGUUCUGAGAGUGAGAUUCCAAUUGGAAUUAAAGCAGCUAAUUACAAUAAAGAAGUGAAUGCAGAAGAGUUACAAGACUGUGAAGAAGCAAAUGAGCUGGGAGCUGUCAACAGCACAUUAAGCAACCAAACAAAAGAGGCUUUUAUUGAUUGGGCAAGAUAUGAUGAUGCACAAGACCACUUCUGUGAGCUUGAUGAUGAGCUGUCACCUGAUGCAGAAUAUGUGGAUCUCCUCCUCAAUCCUGAGCGCUACACUGGAUACAGGGGUUGGUCAGCCUGGAGGGUGUGGAAUAGCAUCUAUGAAGAGAACUGUUUCAAGCCUCGCUCUGUAUAUCGUCCUCUGAAUCCAUUAGCACCUAGCAGAGGAGAUGAUGAUGGUGAAUCCUUCUACAAUUGGUUGGAAGGUCUUUGCCUUGAAAAGAGAGUAUUUUACAGGUUAAUUUCUGGACUCCAUGCUAGUAUUAAUAUACACCUUUGUGCCAAGUAUCUCCUCGAUGAUGGGUGGGGAAGAACGAGAUGGGGACCAAAUUUAGAAGAAUUUCGAUUUCGGUUUCACCCUGCUGAAACAAAAGGAGAAGGUCCAAGAAGGUUGAAAAACCUUUAUUUUUUAUACUUAAUUCAACUGAGAGCUUUGUCAAAAGUAGCUUUGUACUUUGAGCGUUCAGUUGUGGACUUGUACACUGGAAAUGCAACGGAAGAUGCAAUUACCAAAGAGCAGCUACUGGAGGUUCUCAAUGAAACCAAAUCAUUUCCAAUGCAUUUUGAUGAGAAGUCAAUGUUUGCAGGUGAUAAGAAAGAAGCUAAGACAUUAAAGGAGGAAUUCAGACUCCAUUUUAAGAAUAUUUCACGGAUCAUGGACUGUGUUGGGUGUGACAAGUGCAGAUUAUGGGGUAAACUGCAGACUCAGGGCUUGGGUACUGCACUGAAGAUUUUAUUUUCUGAGCGGGAAAUUAAGAAUCUCCCUGAGCGCAGUCCUUCAGCUGGUUUUCAGCUAACCCGACAGGAAGUUGUUGCUCUGCUGAAUGCAUUUAGCAGACUUUCAACAAGCAUACAAGAGUUGCAGACUUUCAAAAUGCUGUUAAAGGACAGAAGGUAACAAAUGCUGUGGAAAUAGUGAUGAUUGAUGCAAAGCAGAGACUUUGUAAAGUUGCCUAGUCUUUGGCACUUUACAGAACUUCAGGGAUCCAGUGGCCAUUGCACAAUUUACUGUAUUGCAUUGGCUGAAGAACUACAUCCAGAUAAAGGCAGAGAUGAAUUGGGUAUGGUAAUAGUGAGCAACUAUUUAUAUUUCAAUUAAUAGCAUUUCUUCCUUACCUAAUACAAUGAAGUGCUCUUAAAGUUUUAGAUUAUUCCCAAAACUUACGGCAUUCACCAUGUGUAAGCUUUUUACUGGUUUAUUGGUAUAAAUAUUAAUUUGGUCUCAAAUACCACCAAAACUUACCCACUAAAGAAAUUUAAAAAUUCUGUUGCUAUGGAUUUGUCUACUAUUAAUGGAGUAUAAUUUUAUUUUUGAUUCCCGCUGUUUCAGAGCACCUCCCUUACCUCCAAUUGUGUUGGCAAUGCAAAAGGUUCUUGAGAAUAUUUAAUUAUCUUUGAUCAUUGAUUUAUUGAAGCUCUAACUGACCUUAAAGAUUAUCAGAGUGUGUAAAAGAUAGUUUCUGAAUCUGAUGUCUUUACUUUUCCAAAAGAAGAAAAUAUUUUACUUUGGAGUGGAUAACUGUCAUUGUGUCAUUUGUAUAUUGUGAUAAAAUGUGACUUUUGUAAUUUAAAAAAAAUAAAAGCAACCAUUGGGUGGGUUGUGACUUUAACUGCUGUGCAAUGAACUAUGGACUUUUAAGCAAAAUUUUAUCCUGUGGAGAAAUGGAAGAAGUUUUUAAAUGUUGGUAAUGAAUUCAUGUGAUGGAUUUUAAGACCACUUCAAAAAGAAUUUACUGACUGCUACAUUUAGAACAACUAAUAUAUUAAAUCUAAAAAUGUCUCCUUCAAACUUUGGUAAUAGUCUGAAAUACAAAUCAAAAGCAAUAUGAUUUAAUCCACUUUCCACAUAAAAUAAUUUUCAGUAUCAUGGAGUUGUUUCUAAUGACUUCUAAUUUCACACUGCAGCAUCUGUUAUUCAGCAUUUAAUUCAGUGGAUUGACCAAAUAUGGCUGUUUAAUCUUAUGUACAGGAUGGGCUGCAUCCUUUUGAAUCUAGAAGCAAAUAUGUGUGACUCCUUAAAUGUGGUUAUAAAGUAAGUUAUUAUUGGAGCAUAAGCAGCAAAGCUAUAUAUAUUGGAGCAAAUAAUAGCAAAUAUUUUUAUGUAAACAAGUCUUUCCUUUUUUGUGCAUGACUAUUGUUGAAGCCUUUCCAUCAUGGGGUGGAAGUUGGAGAAAAUCUACAAUGAUCUCAAUGAAUGAUAGAGCAGUUUUAGAGGCCUGAUCGUGCCGUGUUCAUAGUUUCUUUCUCUCUUUGUCCUUGUUUACUUUUCUCUUAAACUAUUCCAAUUGCACAAAAUGGCAGCAAGUUUUACAUUCUUGCCUUUUGACUUCCCAGUUAUAUAAUAAUACCACAUAAUAGUAAAUAUAUUUCAUGUGAACAAGUCCUUUAGUUUGAUGCAAGGCUAUUGCUGAAAUCUUUCCAACCUCAUUUAGCUGGUGUUAAAUUUAGCCUGGUUCAUAUAGUUAGAAUACUGAGAUCUGUAAUGAUCAAAGAUUGUGCUGCUGGUAAAAAUGUCCUCUGCACUUCGUAGCUUCAUACCAACAAUAGUUCCCCUGUGUAAAUCUGGAUUUGCAAAGCUAACAGGCAUUCUUAAUGUUAGCUAGUUCUUUACAGUUGUUUAAUAGAAUGAUGUUGGUGUAUUGUGGGGAAAAAUUAAAGAAUUAGUUUAAGCUCUUAUGUAACAGCAACAUUGGAAUGUGCAGCACAGAAAUAGUCCAUUUAACCAAAAGAUUUGCGUCCACGUUUAGCUUACACGAGCCAUUCCUCGGUGCCUCUGUUCCUCUUCUAAACUUGCUACACAUGCAGCAAGUACAUCCGUAUACAAAUCUGAAUUCCAGUUUGUGCAAUUUUAUGGUCCUUGCUUUCUUAACCAAGUUAUUUCUCCAGAGUAAUAGUAAGCCAGAGAGUGGUGGAAAAAUGCAAGGGUAUUUUACAGAAAAUUUUAAAGAACUAAACAAAAAUGUAGAUAGAGGAAAUCUGAAAUAUAAAGCAUAACAGAUGAAGGAUUGGUGAUUGAAAUACUACCCUGCUUCUCUUUUUACGUGUCGCCUGCUUAGUAUUUCCAGUAUUUAUUUUAGGAAUAUUCUGUUACAAUGAGGAUGGAAAUUAUAGGUCUACAAUGAUCUCAGUGAAUGAUAAAACAGGUUUAGAGGGCUGUCUGGCCGGAUCCUGUUGUGUUCAUAACCAGCAUUUUCCUCUUGUUUAUUUUUCUCUUAAACUAUUCUCAUUGCUCCAAAUGGCAACAUGUUUUGUCCUCUCGCCCCUUAAAUUCCCUGUUGUAUUAUCGGUAAUUGUCUUUUAUUUUAGGCUAAUUUUUAAUUUCUCCUCCCUGUGAGAAGUGAUCCCCUGUUAAAGAAUGAUGCAUUAGAUUGGAUAGAGAGACCUAUGAUUUUUUUAAAAACAUGAGAUUAACCCUGCAGGGCUUUUUUUUUUGGUCUUCCUACAGUGACUUAUUUAGAGGAUUGCUUACGCUAUAUUUAUCUUAGCUGUUCUGAAGCCGCUUCUUGUCACAAAUAUGGAGCAUGGAUUUUGAGAAAUCUCAUUGAGUUAUAAUCAGUAGUUAAGUUUUCUCUACCAGUGGUCUUUUUGUUUUGAUAUGGCUUGUAUGGUAUGACCAGCAUUCUGCCAUCUUUAACUGCCCAUAAGAAGGUGGUGCUGAACAAAUUAUAUAUAAUGGUUUGCUGUUCCCAUACACCUACACUUUUUCCCCUCAUUUUGGUAAAGUUUACCAGAUCGUCUAUUGCUGUUGACAGAAAAGGCUUUAAGUUGCUUGAGUGUCAGUCUUGUUUAUGGUGUAACUGAGUCACAGCAUGUUAUUGAUGGGAAGCAGUGAGUGUUAAGGUGGUGGAUGGUUUGCCUGUGAGGUGUUGAGCUUUAAGUCAGUGCAAUUGUGAUCAUCUUGGCAACUGCUGAAUAUCUAUCUACCUUUGUAGCUGUUGAAGCUUUGGAAAUUUGAUGCAUAUGUCACAUGCCACAAAAUAUCCACCAUCUGAUCAGCAUUUACAUACAUUGUAUUUUUACAUUUGGUCCUGUAAGUUUUACCAUGGAAUCUUUUAAUAAGGUUAGGUAGCCCAUAAGUAAUGAUUCCCUGGUUUUUAAUGUAGAAACUCUCUACCAUGUUUUGAAAAAUAAUUUGAUAAAGGCAUGUGUAAACUUAAUGAACAGCUAAGGAAAACAGAAGUAAACAAUGCAAAAAUAUAUUUAAUCCUGGCAUUUUAAAUAAUCUAUCACCAUUAAAGUUUUGGUCUCUCUAAUGAUGUGCAAUUUCAGAAUAAUUACAAUGUUAACCACCAUUCUUUUAGUACUUGUUGCAUCACUCAUUUUCAAUUGAAACUGGCAAUGACGUUCCAUUAUAAGUUCUUCAGUUGUGGAUAGAUAGAAAAGCAAGCAGCAAAAUAAAAAGCUGAUUGCAAUGGAAAAACUUGUUUCUAAAUUGCAGUAGUUGUUUUUAAAUUGCUAUUUUGAACACAACUUUGACUGGAAUAACUCAAUGCUGGAGGAACUGAGCACGUCAGGUAGCAUCUAUAGCAAGGAAUAAAGAGUUAAUGUUUUGGACCAAGACCCUUCAUCAGAUCUUGGUCCAAAACUAAAAGUUAACCCUGAUGAAGGAGAUAAUGAAUCAGAUCCUGAUGAAGGGUCUUGGCCCAAAACUCAACUCUUCAUUUCUCUCCGUAGAUAUUAACUGAUCUGAGUUCAACCAGCGCUUUGUGUGUGUGUUACUCUGGAUUUCCAGCAUCUGUAAAAUAUCUUGUGCUUGUAUCUGGAAUAACCAGACCUGUAUGCAAAACAUUGUUCCUUUGACUGUUUUUGUCUAACUUUUGCUUUAUAACUCUUAAUCUAAGCAACUAUGUCCGUUUUAGCAGCAGCUUCAGCACCUGUUUGCUUUAACACUUUACUAAUUUUCAUCUGCAUGAUCAACGCUAAUAUUUCAAUGCAACAGUGCUCUGCCUUAAGCAAAAUAAGUGCUCCAUUAAUGUGACAAAAUUGAUUGUAUUUUGUGUUAUCUUUGAUCACAACUCAUCUAAAUUCUUUGUCUUUCCUAGUUUGAAGUUUUAAGGAGUUUUAAGUUCCUGUCAAUUUACAUGUAUCAAACUGGUUUUCAACUUAGAACUAAGUGUUUUGGAAUGCAUCCUCUGUUUACUACACUUGUCAUGUAUUUAUUUAAAGAAAAAUAAAAUUUUAUUGGUGA